Microbotryum saponariae is the source of this 1944-nucleotide messenger RNA. Lineage: Eukaryota; Fungi; Basidiomycota; Microbotryomycetes; Microbotryales; Microbotryaceae. The record is from the annotation of a GenBank genome assembly.
AUGUCGGCUGAUUUGCAGACAGGAAAGACGCCCCAAGGUGGCGCCAAGGCCGGACACAAGUCGUCCUUGUCGAGCGUGAUCCCGCACUCGGCGCCGAUUGGGCUGCAGGCCGUGCAGAUGACCCCCGCGCAAUACCGUACCCGCAAGGUCGCGCUCAUCACUGGUCAGUCAAUUGCCUUCAUCUUGGUCAUGUUCGUGACGCGUCGUGGGUUGUGGGGCCCUCGAGAGUGUCGCGGGAAGGCUGGGCGAGCUGCUCCGACGCCACGCGACACGCCCCGCGACACGCCCCGCGACACGCGCCUCAGCCUGCCUCAGCUCAGUCCAGUCUGGAGUCUGGCCGCCAAGCGCUGGCUGGCGCAAGACGACAGACGAACAGCGUACUCAACAAUCCCACUUUCAUCUCUUUGCAGGUAUCACCGGCCAGGACGGUUCCUACUUGACCGAGCUCUUGCUCGAGAAGGGCUACGAAGUCCACGGUCUGCAAGUCGCCUUCCCACUCCACGUCUCCGUCUCCGCGCGUGUCCCUUUCGACUCGGGCGGCCUCGUCGACGUGUUCAGCCCCUGGGUGCCCCCUCCCGCCAGAGACGAGACACGCCCGCGCUCCGUCGGCGCUCUAGGUCGACACUUCUCUGCCGCAGUAUAGAAGCUGACCCAAGUAUGCCCUCUAUCCAAUCAGCAUCCGUCGUUCGUCGUCGUUCAACACGGGCCGAAUUGAGCAUUUGUACAAGGACGUCCACGAGCGUGAGUCCUGCCUUCUAACUCAAUCCAGACGCGUUUCAGUCCACUGCCACGGUGUCAUGCCAUGUUGAAUCCGUGUAUUCGUGUUGUGAUCUCAUACUGAUCUACGUAUUCCUCCAUCGACACGCUUUGCAGGCCCCAAGAUGGUCCUCCACUACGGAGGUGAGCCCUUUGCCUUCUCCGCGCUUUCUUCACGCGAUGGCCUUUCUCCGCUCGGACCCGCCAGCUGACCCAGCAGAGUUCAACGUAAACAGAUUUGACCGACACGACCAACUUGGUCUACAUCAUGUCCUCGGUCCAACCCACCGAAAUCUACAACUUGGCCGCCCAAUCCCACGUCAAGGUCUCGUUCGACAUGGCCGAGUACACCGUGAGUCCUAUGACACGCGGCGAGAUGACACCUCUCAAGGCACAAGGCACAAGACUGACCCGUCCACACGUUGCGUUCGAAAGGGUGACGUCGACGGCCUUGGAACACUGCGUCUGCUCGACGCGAUCCGAACCUGCGGCUUGACCAAGCACGUCCGCUUUUACCAAGCCUCGACCUCCGAGUUGUACGGCAAGGUCGUCGAAACCCCUCAAUCCGAGACGACACCCUUCUACCCUCGUUCGCCUUACGGAGUCGCCAAGUUGUACGCCUUCUGGAUCGUCAAGAACUACCGCGAGUCGUACGACAUGUACGCCUGCAACGGCAUCUUGUUCAACCACGAGUCCCCGCGUCGUGGUCGCACCUUUGUCACGAGGAAGAUUUCCCGAGCUGUCGCCGAGAUCUCGCUCGGUCAACAGGACUGCCUUUACCUCGGCAACAUGGAGGCCAAGCGUGAUUGGGGACACGCGCGCGACUACGUCGAGGGUAUGUGGAUGAUGCUGCAGCAAGACACCCCCGACGACUUUGUCCUCGCGACGGGUGAGACCCACCCCGUCAAGGAGUUCGUCGAGAAGGCCUUCUCCCACGUCGGCAUCACCAUCAAAUGGGAAGGCGAGAUCGAGUCCGUCGACGAGGUUGGCGUCUGCGCCCAAACCGGCCGUACGCUCGUGCGCGUUGACCCGCGUUACUUCCGACCCGCCGAGGUCGAGUUGCUGCAUGGUACCCCUGCCAAGGCCGAGCGCGUGCUUGGCUGGAAGCGCAAGGUCGAUUUCGACUCGUUGGUCAAGGAGAUGGUCCUCGCCGAUGUCGAGGGUGCCAAGAGGGCCGAUCGCGAUUAA